This is a messenger RNA of Paraphaeosphaeria sporulosa, 417 nucleotides long. RefSeq lists its product as uncharacterized. NCBI's taxonomy places the organism in Eukaryota, Fungi, Ascomycota, Dothideomycetes, Pleosporales, Didymosphaeriaceae. The transcript has a single exon. The record is from RefSeq and is a predicted model, not a curated record. The coding region runs from base 74 to 319 and encodes 81 amino acids.
CGGGGUUCUUUGAACGGUCUGUCUUUCUGGCGAAUCAUGCAUCCAGCAUCCGGGAGCGCGGCACAAACCAAAAAUGUCGCAUGCGCGGUUUCAUCAAGCAAUAUUGCAUCUUGGCCUACGCAGCUGCACACGUUCCCAGGGCAAUCUGGCUUGCUCCAUCCUUCCCGCCCUGGCAACGGUUGCCGUUAAAAUUACAUCACCAGAGUAUGAAACGCGACCCGUACAAGAGAUUGAGGCUCCACGCCUUGGAAGCGCAUCGAAAGUCCUGUUCCUGAACGCUGAGGUGAGACUAGACGGCGCCAAUGUCGGAAGGUUUUAGGCCAAGAGGAGAGAUCGGUUAUACAAUUGAGAGAUCGGUUACACAAGUGGCGCGCACGACCUCCAUUGCGUCGUGAUGUGGCGCGCGGACAAGUCGCC